Messenger RNA from Stegostoma tigrinum, 3591 nucleotides. Its product is annotated as IQ motif and ankyrin repeat domain-containing protein 1-like. The transcript is spliced from 15 exons. Gene Ontology annotation, molecular function: protein binding. NCBI's taxonomy places the organism in Eukaryota, Metazoa, Chordata, Chondrichthyes, Orectolobiformes, Stegostomatidae. Bases 201 to 1928 code for a protein of 575 amino acids. Gene Ontology annotation, biological process: regulation of barbed-end actin filament capping. Gene Ontology annotation, cellular component: cytoplasm; nucleus. The record is from RefSeq and is a predicted model, not a curated record.
AGUUCGCUGUGGUGUGGGCAGCGCAGUCACAUACUGCAAUGCCGGCAGUGAUAGAGAGAGUGCGAUGCUCGAAGUAAUUCACAGAGAGAGAUGGUGACUGCGACGCUGACGGUGGCUACUCCCUGAGUGCUGGAGAACACUGCGGCCUCACAGCCCCGGGCACCUGGUGACGCUGGUUAGCAGAGAGUUUUCUAGAUGUGAUGUCCAGCCGUAAAGGAGGGAAGGCAAAACCUGGAGCUGGGAAAGCACUGAAAAAUCCCAGCCAACUGGCAAAAAAAGCUCCUAACAGAUCUGCUCCAAGCAAGGGGCCAAACACUUCCGCAUCCAAGAAGUCCAACAAACCAGAUAGUGGGAACUCUGCUGCUGAUCAGUCCACCCUGCCUCCUGUCAAUGAUUUGCAAGAGAAGUCAGCCAUCAUCAUUCAAUGUGCAUGCCGUCAGUAUCUUGCAAGGAAGGAAAGGAUCAAACGUCUCAAAGCGAAGGAGAACUAUGAAGAAUUAAUGGAACAACUUCAGAGAGAGGCCUUUGUCGCUCUGGUGAAGAGAGAGCAGGAGGCCGCAGCAAGAGAACGUGAAAAAGAAGAGAAGGAACGAAAGCUGAGACAGGAGGAGCAGAAACGUCGUACCCGGAUGUUGGAAGCAGCCUUUGAUGGGGAUGUGGAUGAGAUGAAAGCAUUGUUAAAUGAGGUUUCUGACCUGGACUCCAAAAACAGAAUUGGAAAUGAUGAAAUGGGAAAAGUGAUCCGCCGGCGGCACCAGUUAGCGCUGAUAGACUGUACUGAUGCACACGGCAACACACCGCUGUCAGAGGCUUCCGGUGGGGGGCAUCCUGAGGCCAUUCGGUUCUUGAUUGAGAAAGGCGCUAACCUCAACUCAAAGGGUGCUUAUGGAAGAACCCCACUGUACAGAGCAGCCUUUGGUGGGCAUCUGGCAGCACUUGAAAUGCUGUUACAAUAUGGAGGGGACCCUCGUAUCUGCGCGGAUGAUGGCAUCAUACCUGAGGAAAUCGCAUCUACAGAUGCUGUCAUAAAGAUCCUUCAUGAGUGGGACAUCAGUACAACUGUGGCUCUCGUGGAGAAGAUGGCAUCAGAGAGGCAGCGGAUAUCAGCAGCUGAGAAGAAACUCAAACUGGAAGAAACAAACAGGAUUCAGAAUCAGGUUUCAGAAAUCACAAAGGAACUGGCCCAAUACCAACACGAGCUGCAGAAAGCCUACUGUGAACUUAACAAGCGCAUUACUGAACAUGACAAGUGUGUGCGUAAAAACAUGAGUAAAACAGACAUCACACUACAGGCUAUUCAUGAUGCAGAGGAGCUGCUGGCAGAAAAGAGAGCAGCAGUCGCAAGGGCAGAAGAUAAACUCUCCUUUGCCAAGCUGGAACUGAGAGAGAAACUGCAGAGAGAAGCAUCCUUGACAAAGCCAAUAGGGGCCCUGUGUCACAUUCGCGAGCUAGAUGAUGUGCUACUGAAGGACAUCGGUGACAAGAUCAAACAAGAUGGCAGGUGGCCACUCAUUAUUGACCGAUCCGGCCAAGCCAGCACCUUCCUAAGAUACCGUGACACCAACUUUUACGACGCUCUCAACCCUGGGCACAUGCAGCCUGAAGUUCUCCGACUCGGGCUCCUUGGAGCUAUAAGGUACGGGAAGAUGCUUGUGAUCGACAUGAUGGAGGUGAAUAUGUUUCAAGCAGUGAGCAGGAUAUUUGACCAGAUCGAGGCAGGCCUGAUGGAGAACCUGUUGAAUAAGGAAUUACUCCAAAAGUACAGGUUUCUUUCAUUGAUUAGACCUGGAGAUGGGCCGGAAUAUUCUCGCAAUGAAUUCUCUCCAGCAAGGACAGAAAAAUUCCAAAUGGUCUUUAUCACCAAAUUGCAGAAUCUCCCUGAAGAGCUGCUCACCAUCUUCUAUCCAAUUCAAAUCGUCAUUAAAUAACCAAAACAUCAACAAUUCAGCACAAUCCCAGAUUUCCAAAGAGCCUGAAUCUGAUCAAGAUCCUUCUCUGUUGAAUGUCCGGCAAUCCUCUUUGUUAAAGUCUUUCUCCAAGAAUUAAGUUAAAAAAAGGCAUUUCUCCAACAAUCUGUAGGAAGGAACUAGACAAGCCUUUAGAUUUUGAAUUUUUCUGUCUUUUUAGGUAAUGAAUCUCAGAUUUUCUUGGAAUAAAUUGUGAUAUCAGUUCCAGUUGUAAUUUAUGGUGAAAUAAACACUGAAUCAAAUUCCCUCUGUAAAUGUCAGUACAUCCCUACAAAGCUUCAUUCCUCAAUCCAACUAUGGACCAUGACUUCAGUCACAGAAUAGAAUACUUACAGUGUGGAAACAGGCCCUUCGACCCAACACAUCCACACCGACCCUCAGAUUGUAUUGCCCAGACCCAUCUCCCUGUAACCCACUUAAUCUACACACCCCUGAACGUUACACGGCAAUUGAACAUGGCCAAUCCACCUAGCCUGCACAGCUUCAGGCUGUGGGAGGAGACCAGAGCACCUGAAGGAAACCCACACAGACAAAGGAAGAAUGUGCAAACACCACACAGUCACCUCAGGGUGGAAUCCAACCUGGGUCCCUGGGGCUGUGAGGCAGUAGUGCUAACCAUUGAGCUGCUGUCCGCCCUAAUCUCUCUCUGAUCUCUCCCUGUAAGUCUUGGGAUCACAAUUUGUUAUCUGACACCACUGUGAAACACCUGGGGGUAGCUUAUUGUGUUAAAGGGCUAUAAAAACACAUGUUAUUGUUGUCAUUAUAUGCCGGUCCCCAUCCUCUUCCAGGAUGCUGGAGAAGAUCAGCAGCUCUGGCAGCAUUAUGGAGAGAGAAACAGAGUUAACGUUUCAAGUUCAGAGACCCUUCUUCAGAAUUAUUAGUAGUUUGGAAAAAUUGAUAUUUAUGCUGUGGGGGCAGACAGUAGAGAAAUAAUUGUUUUCUCUCCACAGAUGCUGCCAGACCUACUGAGCUUCUCCGGCAUUCUCUGUUUUGUGCCUCAAGGUAAGGAUCUGUUUUGGGAAUCUGAGAUCUUUGAACAGUUUUGGAAUUUUCUCCAAAGUAUAGAAUGUGUUUGUUUGAAAAACAUUUCUGUUUGAUGAAGCUAGCUCCUUCCACUGUAACCCCUAUCCAACAAUAAAACAACGCUGACCAGAGCAACAUGAAAGUAGCACAUAAGUACCACUGAGCAGGUGACCUGGUCAUUAUUCCAUUGCUGUUUAUGGGAGCUUGCAGUGUUAGAUUAGCUCCUAAUUUCCUGCAGUACAACGGUGGUUCACUUUACAAAGUCAAGCACUAUGAUGGAUUUUGUGGUGAUGUAAAAACAAGCUUUCAUUUACGGACAGUGACUGUGUUAGGACAGUAGUCGAAAGAUCAAAUUACACCCGUUCUAAAUGGAUAGAUGUGCUCAGGAGGUCAAUGUUAAAAGGAAGGGGUUUGAAUCCACAAAAGCAGCUGUUAAAAUACAGCUCAACCCAUUCAGUGGACAAUAAAGCUCAGGAUUGUAACUUCAUCACUCAAUCUGUCAAUAUUUGUAAAUCCAUCUCACAAUCGAACCUCCCUCUGCUACACUUUGUAUUCUGCAAGUGACAUAAAGUUAUACAGCCAUAAGAAAUAAAGCAGGAGU